AAAAAAAACCCUUAUGAAAUGAUUUGUGACCUAAAUACGUUGACCUGAUGUGACAUUGUCCUGAUUUUUUCAGAGAAUCAGAAAUGAGGAACUCUAUACUGGCCCAGGUUCUUGACCAGUCUGCCCGUGCCAGACUAAGUAAUCUUGCUUUGGUGAAGCCAGAAAAGGCCAAGGCGGUUGAAAACUAUCUCAUUCAAAUGGCUCACAUGGGGAGUUUAGGAGGAAAGAUUUCAGAGACGGGCUUAAUUGAAAUCCUUGAAAAAGUGAGCCAGCAAACAGAGAAAAAGACGACGGUUAAAUUUAACAGACGGAAGGUCAUGGACUCAGACGAAGAAGACGACGACUAAAAUCGAAUUGGAAUUACCGGAAGAAAAAAAAAUCGGGAUAUGCUGCACUUGGACUUUCCUAGAAUCUCUGCCAGUUUAUUCCUAAGAGCUGAUUGUUGGGAUGCUGGACAGAUAUUACUUGUUUCUGGAAUUGAUAUGUCAAAUGUAAAAAAAAAA
Cynoglossus semilaevis (tongue sole) is the source of this 503-nucleotide messenger RNA. RefSeq names its product programmed cell death protein 5. The coding region runs from base 84 to 347 and encodes 87 amino acids. NCBI's taxonomy places the organism in Eukaryota, Metazoa, Chordata, Actinopteri, Pleuronectiformes, Cynoglossidae. The record is from RefSeq and is a predicted model, not a curated record. The transcript has 4 exons. Gene Ontology annotation, molecular function: DNA binding. Gene Ontology annotation, cellular component: cytosol; nucleus.